GCAUGCUCGCGACGCCUGCGGUGGCUCUCGUCGGUGCCUGACCCCGGGCUGGGCAGCAGCGUGUCUGCCAUCAGGCACCAUGCAGCCGUUUCUCGCUCUGCUGGCGCUGGCUUGCGCGGCCGGCUCUACCGCAGAACAACACUGGUGCUAUGAGAUUCAAGCCAAGGAGCCCAACAGCAACUGUAUAGCGCCUGCCCAGUGGCCUGGAGACUGUCAGAAGAACCACCAGUCUCCCAUCAACAUCGACACCUCCAAGGCGAAGGUCAACCCCAACCUGAAGCCCUUCACCUUCACUGGCUAUAACCAAAAGAAGAAGUGGGAAGUUGUGAACGACAAACACUCAGUGAAGGUGUUGCUGGGGGAUGGCAUCUCCAUUGCUGGAGGAGACCUCCCCGCACAGUACCAGGCUGAACAGUUGCACCUCCACUGGUCAAAGGAGUCGGACCGGGGCUCAGAACACAGCAUCGAUGGCAAACAUUUUGCCAUGGAGAUGCACAUCGUACACAAGAAGGAGCCAUCCAGCAAUGAGGUGCAGGGCGCCAAGGACAACAUAGCAGUGCUGGCAUUCAUGGUGAAGGUGGGAGACCAGGUGAACGAGGGCUUCCAGCCCCUAGUGGAGGCCCUGUCCCAUAUCUCCACACCCAACACAAACACCACGAUGAAGGAGAGCUCCCUGCAGAACAUGCUUCCCCAGAAGGAAAAGCUGGUUCACUACUUCCGCUACCAGGGCUCCUUGACCACACCAGACUGCAGUGAGACCGUCAUCUGGACUGUGUUCCAGGAACCCAUUAAACUCAACCAAAACCAGUUCCAGGAAUUCUCAACGAAGCUGUACUAUGACCAAGAAAGGAAGUUGAAUAUGAAGGACAACGUGAGGCCCCUGCAGCAGCUAGGAGAUCGCCAGGUGUUCAGGUCCCGUGCCCCAGGACAGCUGCUGUCCUUGCCCCUGCCCACUCUCUUGAUCCCUACACUCACCUGCCUGGUGGCCAGCUUCCUGCAGUGAUGCUCCACUUCCGGAUAUGUGACCUCUGACCUCAGCCUUCAGAGGAUAUGGUUCUCUUUCCUUAGGUUUCCUACAUUGGACUUUGGGGACUCUUAAGAUAUGGGUAGCGCACAAUUUAAAUUCCCAGCCCUUGAGGGGUGGGGGACAGAAAUAUGUUGACCUCUGACCUCUGCUCCUCCUCCCCCCAAUGAAACAAAAUAAAAUAUGGAUAUAUUUUUGGAGAAA
This is a messenger RNA of Psammomys obesus (fat sand rat), 1228 nucleotides long. It is a transcript of the gene Ca4, whose product is annotated as carbonic anhydrase 4. Gene Ontology annotation, cellular component: plasma membrane. Lineage: Eukaryota; Metazoa; Chordata; Mammalia; Rodentia; Muridae. The coding region runs from base 80 to 1003 and encodes 307 amino acids. Gene Ontology annotation, molecular function: carbonate dehydratase activity; zinc ion binding. The transcript has 8 exons. The record is from RefSeq and is a predicted model, not a curated record.